Hippocampus comes (tiger tail seahorse) is the source of this 2060-nucleotide messenger RNA. Its product is annotated as neuronal membrane glycoprotein M6-b-like. The record is from RefSeq and is a predicted model, not a curated record. NCBI's taxonomy places the organism in Eukaryota, Metazoa, Chordata, Actinopteri, Syngnathiformes, Syngnathidae. Gene Ontology annotation, cellular component: myelin sheath; plasma membrane. Gene Ontology annotation, biological process: axon development; central nervous system myelination. The coding region runs from base 108 to 986 and encodes 292 amino acids. The transcript has 7 exons. Gene Ontology annotation, molecular function: structural constituent of myelin sheath.
ACAAGUCCACAACGCCGAGCAUCAAGUCCCCACUCCACGAUCCACCACCCAUCCUUUUACUCUAAGCCCCCCAGUGCCACUAUAGGAGACCCUAAAGCUCCAUAAUAAUGGAUGGAACAAAGCCGGCCAUGGACUCCAACGCGGAGGAGACUCAAGAUGAAGGACAGGAAAGCAAAGGAUGCUUCGAGUGCUGCAUCAAGUGUCUGGGCGGGGUGCCCUACGCUUCCCUGGUGGCCACCAUCCUCUGCUUCUCCGGCGUGGCCCUGUUCUGUGGCUGCGGCCACGUAGCGCUCACCGGCACCCUGACCAUGGUGGAAAACCACUUCUCCAGGAUCACCAGCGACCACGCCAAUCUCACCAUGGUCAUUCAGAUCUUUCAGUACAUCAUCUAUGGCAUUGCCUCCUUCUUCUUCGUCUACGCCAUCAUCCUGCUGGGUGAGGGCUUCUACACCACUAGCGCCAUCAAGAAGGAGCUGCAGAGUGACUUCAAGACUACCGUGUGCGGACGCUGUAUCACCGCCUUCUUCAUGUUCCUGACCUACAUCCUCGCCCUAGCCUUCCUUGCCAUCUUCGGCUUCACAGCCAUCCCGGUGUUCCUCUUUUUCAACAUGUGGAACACCUGUGCCGCCAUGAGGUCCCCGGACUCCAACAUCACCUCGCCCGACUCCAUCUGUGUGGAUGUCAGGCAGUAUGGUAUCAUUCCCUGGAAUGCAACACCAGGAAAAGCUUGUGGUGCUACUCUGGGAGAUAUUUGUAACACCAGUGAGUUCUACCUGUCCUACCACCUCUACAUUGUUGCAUUUGCCGGUGCUGGAGCGACUGUCAUAGCACUGCUUCACUACCUGAUGAUUUUGUCAGCCAACUGGGCCUACCUGAAAAAUGUCGUCUCCACGCACGACUAUCAGGACAUCAAGACUAAGGAUGACCAAGACCUGGAGGCUGAGGCACGCUCCAAGGAGGGCCAGAACUCGUCCUCCUACUCAUAAGCAUCAGCGACCCUGCUGCUUCCAGCACAUCCCAUUUCUCUCCCCACCCCUCACACCUUAAACCACCACCCCACCCACCGUAGGACCCAUCAGGCUCCUUCAUGAAAAAAAUAAAAUAAAAUAACAACAACAAAAAAAAAAAAAACACCCUAGUUGGAGUCAAUAACCCCACCAUCUCCUGAGUCUCUCUGCUCUUCCCUUCCGCCAUGUUGGGUGGAGUGGGCGUGUUUUCCCACCAGAAGGGAACAGGAUUGAGGGUCAGGAGGAAGAGCAAACGCCCACCCCGCCCCCUCCGCCCCAAAAAAAGGUUCUGCAUGGGAGAGCUCGUCUGUCAGGCUUGAGCCCACAUACAGUCCAUGGGUUUUACGAAGCAUCUCCUGGCUGUUGAGUUGCGUCUCGUCCGAGUGGCCCGACUGAUGUCCUUGCUCGCCACCCCAGCCGGCACAUCCUUUCGACGCACGGCCGAAAUAAACAUUGUUUACUGUCAGCGCCUGCCAUGUGGAAGCCAGACAGUAAUCAACUCCCUCUCUUUUUUUUUUUUUUUGAUGUUUUAUAUACACAUAUAUAUGAAUAUGAAUAUAUUGUGUGAAUGUGUGCGAAUGUUGUUGUUUUUUAAUACUUUUGGAAAACGCCAGGUACUCUUGAGAUCCUCUUGUGUUUUCAUUUUACUUCUCUACAUUGAUGACUCUUUAUUGUUGAUGUUCGAAAUAUUGUUAUUGUACAAACGAGAAAAAAUAUAGACUGUCCCCUUAGCAAAGCAAGCCAUUUUAAGGCUGUAUUAGCACCCAUGAUUUGGCAUUUUGGGAAACGCUUACCUGCGCUUCAAUGCACUGGCGAAGGAUUUUAAUGCUCAGUCAUUCAGACCAAAGCUAACAGUUGUAGUCGCUUAAAAAUUGAUUUUUGUGGCGUGUUUCGUGCUCCAAACCAAAACAAUCAAUCAUUCAAAUACAGAGAAAAUAAUCAACUUAACAAUAAUGGCUACUUUCAAAUGGUCUAAAUCGGGGUGCCCAAACGUGUUUGACCAAAGAUCUACUUUUCGAUUAACCAACCACCCGCGAACAACCCGUUAGCGCC